GAUGUGGCCUUUUCUGAAUGUGCUUAUUUACAAUAGUAUGUCUAGAACUAGGUUCAACCAGCUAAACUCACUUGGGGCUUGAGACUAAAGAGACAAAAGGGGUCUCUGUCAGGGAAAGUCACCAUGACUAGCAAAAGGGAUCCGUACAUACUGAUCCUCAGCCAUGCGCUGACGGGCCACAUAACGCCCAUGCUCAGCGUGGCAGGCGCUCUCCUUUCACGAGGCUGGGACGUUGGAUUCCUGGGUCCGACGACACACCGGGCCAAGAUCGGCUCCGCGGGCUGCGAGUUUUUCUCACUCAGAGGCAAGGCAGACAUUGACGAUUCGCUAGGAACCCCGGCCGCCCUCGGCGAUGGCGUCGAUGGCCAUCUUCCACCCCACAUGCGAAGGAUCCUUUCCGACACGCGGGUGCAGUGCUACGAUACGAUCCCGGACCAGUGGGACUGCAUCAAGGAGGUCCUGUCCGCGCUGCACGCCCGCGACGCCGACAGGCAGGUGCUGGUGAUUUGCGAGGCGUUUGUGCACGGCAUCCUGCCCCUGAAAUACGGCGCAGCGCUCCCACCGGGCAUCCCUGAGCCCAAGACCAUCUGCGUCUCGGUGACGCCGCCAAUGAUCCGGACGAGGCUGCAGCCGCCAUUCUACUCCGCGCUGCCGUACGACCCCUCGCCGGCCGGGGAGGCCAGGGCUGCGGAGCUGUGGGAGGAGUGGGGCGGGGGUGUCGGGGCCGAGAUGGAGUCGUACCUCGACGUCAAGGUCAUGCGGGCGGGCGGGACACGAAGGACGAAGCAGCUGUUCUUGGAGGGUGUGAAUUAUACCUGUCACGACUCCAUCCUGCAGUUUGGACUGGAGAGCUUCGAGUAUCCCCGCGAUGACUGGCCAGCAGGGCGAUUCCACUUCAUCGGUCUGCCUCCGCCAAAGGGUCGCAGGGGUGUCAGCGAGGCCGAGGUCAGGGAUGUACCAUGGUGGGAGGGGUUUGUCGCCAACGCAGAGCUGCCGGGGCGAGAUCCGACUCGUAGCAAGGUGGUUAUCGUGACUCAGGGGACUGUCGAGGCGGACGCGACCGAGCUGAUCGUCCCAACUCUGCAGGCGGCGACUCGACUAGCCCAAGAGGAAAGCCUGAAACUCUUCCUCGUGGUAAUACUUGGGGUGAGAAACGCCAGCCUGCCUCCCUCGGUGUGCACAGUGCCUCCAAACGUCGGCGUGGUCGACUACCUGCGCUACGGUGCGGUCCUCCCCUACGCCGACGUCUGGGUGCACAAUGGAGGCUACGGGGCGGUCUCGCAGGGAAUCGCGGAGGGCGUGCCCAUGAUCGUGGCGGGGGAGGGGCAGGACAAGGCGGAAAACGCACGACGGGUUGCUUGGUCUGGCAUCGGCUUGGAUCUCAAGACCGCCAGACCGACAGCGGAGCAGGUAGCCAAUUCAAUCUUGGAAGUGCUGCGGGAUGGGAGCCAAUACCGGGACAAAGUUAAUGAUAUGCAGAGUCAGUUGAAACUUUACAACUUUGAGGAAACAGUGGACCGGGAAGUUCGGAAACAAAUCGUAAUAUAAACACAGAAAAAAAAAAAAAAAAGAGAGAAAAACCUUGUUCGAUUGGGUGAGUUGUCUCGGGCAAUUAUCAUCUUUUAGGGUUAAACUUCAGCAGCAAAUUACUUCACUCUUCAAGACGCAACAGUUUCAUAAGAUUCUUUCUAUGCACCCCGCACUGAUGGUGGAAUAUUUACAGUGGCGUGGAC
Messenger RNA from Pyricularia oryzae 70-15, 1733 nucleotides. RefSeq lists its product as uncharacterized. The record is from RefSeq and is a predicted model, not a curated record. Gene Ontology annotation, molecular function: glycosyltransferase activity. The transcript has a single exon. The coding region runs from base 124 to 1548 and encodes 474 amino acids. Lineage: Eukaryota; Fungi; Ascomycota; Sordariomycetes; Magnaporthales; Pyriculariaceae.